Messenger RNA from Fusarium musae, 2019 nucleotides. RefSeq lists its product as uncharacterized. The record is from RefSeq and is a predicted model, not a curated record. The transcript has 2 exons. Bases 1 to 2019 code for a protein of 672 amino acids. Lineage: Eukaryota; Fungi; Ascomycota; Sordariomycetes; Hypocreales; Nectriaceae.
AUGCGGCUUUUGAAUGUGGUCGAUGAACGGCUCGAGAGCUUCUUCGGCGACGAGAAUGAGGUCCCACCAUACGGGAUUCUAUCGCAUCGGUGGGGGAGAGACGAAAUCACCUUUCAAGACCUAACACAAGGGUCACUACAGGACUUACAGGGCCGUCAGUCAUUCUCCAAGAUCUGGGAUCUUCUUUACCGGGCCGAUAAAGAUGGUUUAUCCUAUGUCUGGGUCGACACAUGCUGCAUCGACAAAACUAGCAGCGCAGAGCUCUCAGAGGCCAUCAACUCCAUGUUCAGGUGGUAUCAGCAGUCAGCAAAAUGCUAUGUCUACCUCGACGAUUUCGACACUACUCUCAACAGCAAGAUUAUUAAGUACGACCAGGUUGAGAGAUAUGUUAUCCUCGAUGAAUCAGAGACUUCUUUCUUCGAUAGCCUGUGGUUUACCAGAGGAUGGACCUUGCAGGAGCUCAUAGCACCACGAAAUGUUGAGUUUUACGACAAGAACUGGAUCAGCUUCGGUUCGAGAGACGUUCGCGACGGUAUCUGUACUGGAUGUCAAGGACUUGACACACUCCCUCAGACUUUAGACUCCUUCGCCGUCUCCAUAAAAAUGAGCUGGGCAUCGUCCCGUAUCACGACGCGCAAAGAAGAUGCGGCCUAUUGCCUCCUCGGUCUCUUCAACUUAAACAUGCCCUUGCUAUAUGGCGAAGGUGACAAGGCAUUCUUGCGUCUUCAAGAGGCCAUCGUCCGGCAGUCAAAAGACCAGUCAGUCCUGCUAUGGCGCGCUCGGCCUGAUGUUGCACCUCAAGGGUUUGCACCAGGCUGUUUGGCUCCUUCAUCCAGUGCCUUCAAGGAGCCUGUUCACAUUCUUGGCCGCCGGGUCUUCAACAGGGUCGACAAGAAGUAUGAGGCGAAUUUCCUCGGCAAUUUGGCUACCAUGGAGAUCACUGAUACAGCUAUACGUACCAGCCUGUGGAUUUGUCCUUGCAAGGUGGUGCCGGACGGAACUCAGACUCCUUCUCGAAAUCUGUGGCUGGGUAUAAUGCAUCUUGCAUACGACGAUGAUUAUCUUGUGCGACCUGCCUUGCUGCUAGAGUAUAUGGGAACUGUCGAUAUGUACCGAAGAGUAUAUCAUCAGCAUAUUGUUCCCGUCAAUCCCAGGAUAACUGGAGGUUCGUUCGUUGUAGAGUCAUCAAUUGGCGAAGUCGAUCGACGUUUGUCGCUCACCCCAACCCUCGACGAGGCCACCAAGAAGGACAUCAGCAUUCUGCUUCAACAAAGCCCUAUCAACGCAACCGCCGGUCCUUCUCCUGAGGAGGGUCCGGAGACUGGCCCGGUGUAUUUUGUUUUGGAUAAGCAGAAGCUGGAUUUUACCAUGGACAGCGGAGGCAGCCACCCUCCGUUCAGCCGUUACCGAGGUCGCGCCACCCAGAUACCGUCACGCUGGGCUUUUCAGAAGUGCCAACACAAAGUGGACGGUGAGAGAUAUUUUGGCGGCAUUCACUUUGUUAAUUUUAUGCUUGAGGUCCCGGAAACAUCAAACUUGGAUCAAGGGCCAAGCAGGCAAGGUGUUGGUCGAUUUGCGUACACGGCUGUCAUAUGGGGUAUACAUCGCGAAGUGCUCCAAGGGAAUACCGAUCCAUCUCCGUGGCAUCUGUGGUGCCGGGUCUUUGAUCUUCCCAGCUUCAUACAACACGCCCGGACUUCAACUGAAGAUCUCCAGCCAAACCAGCUCUAUGGCGAGAUUGACGGGCUCAGUGCAGGCGAGAUCCAGAGGCGCAUGAAGAACCAGCGGUCGCGGCUUUGUCUAGCUGUAUAUGAGAAGCUCGAGAUUCCGCAGCCAUCAGGUCCGAAGGCACUAUUCCCUUCCUCUUUCGGGAAUGACUGGGCGGAGGAUAAUAUGAGUUAUGACGGAAGGCAUUUGGCAGCCAAGGUUGCGUCGGUUGAGGGACUGGGUCGGAGGGUUUUUGAGCUGCAUAUCAAGAUCGCGGGUAGUCAAGACACAGAAUGCAUGUCUAUGGAGUAA